GCCGGCGGCCGUCGCUGGCGGCCCGGCCCGCCAUGAGCAGAGCGCAGCUGACGCGGACGGGGAUCCUGCGGAUGGCGCUGGGCGGCGGCGCUGACCCGCUGCUGCCGGCGGAGGGCGGCGGGGGCCGGCAGGCGCCCUUCCUGCUGCGGGCGCUGCGCAUCGCCGUGGUGGUCUGCCUCUACUGGUUCACCUCCAUCGCCAUGGUCUUCCUCAACAAGUACCUGCUGGACAGCCCCUCGCUGCGCCUCGACGCGCCGCUCUUCGUCACCUUCUUCCAGUGCGCCCUCACGGCCGCGCUCUGCCUGGGCCUCAGCCUGGGGGCGGCCUGCGGGCCCCCCUGCGCCGGCCUGCCCGCCCUCCGCCUCGACCCCAAGGUGUCCCGCAGCGUCCUGCCCCUCUCCGCCGUCUUCAUCGGCAUGGUCACCUCCAACAACCUCUGCCUCAAGCAUGUCGGCGUGGCCUUCUACAACGUGGGGCGCUCCCUCACCACCGUGUUCAACGUGCUGCUCUCCUACCUCCUCCUCAAGCAGACCACCUCCCUCUAUGCCCUUCUGGCCUGCGGAGUCAUCAUAGGUGGCUUCUGGCUGGGUGUUGACCAGGAAGGAGCAGAGGGUACUCUGUCAUGGACAGGUAUAUUCUUUGGGAUCUUAGCAAGCCUUUGUGUCUCUCUCAAUGCCAUCUACACCAAGAAGGUGCUGCCUGUGGUGGAUGGUAGCAUCUGGCGCCUGACCUUCUACAACAACAUCAACGCUUGCGUCCUGUUCUUCCCCCUCAUGGUGCUGCUGGGCGAGUUCCGCACCCUCUACCACUUUGACAAGCUGGGGAGCCCCGGUUUUUGGGGCAUGAUGACCUUGGGGGGAGUGUUUGGCUUUGCCAUUGGGUACGUGACUGGACUUCAGAUUAAGUUCACUAGCCCACUCACCCACAAUGUGUCUGGGACAGCCAAGGCCUGUGCACAAACAGUGCUGGCUGUUAUCUACUUUGAGGAGACAAAGAGCUUCUUGUGGUGGACGAGUAACUUGAUGGUUCUGGGGGGCUCCUUUGCCUACACGUGGGUGAAAGGACUGGAAAUGAGAAAGGUGCAAGAGGAUCCUAAUGUUAAAAGUGGUGAAAGAAAUGAGACUGGUGUGUAGGUGGCUCCUGCACCUCUAUAUUUGGGACUGGACGGAUAACCUUUGGUGCUCCUUUCCUCCUGGGGAGAAGAAGAGCAAGGAGCAGGAAAAAAUGCACCUGCAAAGUGUAUGGGGAACUGUGUCAGGAACCAGAGCCAAAGACCUGACUGGAUGAUGUUUUAUCUCACCCUGUUGUCAGAGAUGGGGAGAGCAUGUGUUGUGGAGAUCAACUGGGUUGGGUUUUUUUUGUGAUUGUUUUUUAAAAUGGAUGUUGUUAUUUACCUAAUCUGGGAAAUUUGCAUCUUGUUGGGGGUGGGGGGGGGUGGUGAUGUGGGCUCCUAUCAGACACAGACUGGAAUGGGAGCUUUGUGUAGUUAGGGAUCUAAAAUUAACUGAAUGAAUGCAAUCUGGAGUUAUAAAAUCCUGAACCUGCAGGUAAGGAAGAGGCAGGUAGCCAGACUGUCUGCGUUAGAAUUCAGUAAACUGUUUUGCUGUAUAAGGUUUUUGCAACAGCUGUUCUUCCUGUUGCCCCAUUCAGUGCAGACGAUGGAAAUUCUCUCCCUUCUGGCUAUGUACAAGUCUAAGCAACAGCAGUGCCACCAAAACACCUUUCCAAAGAGUAUCACAUCCUUCUGAGGUUUUUUCCUGUGUUGCUUUAUAACUGGUUUCUCAAUUUGAGGAAGCAUGGUAAGAGUCAGGAAUUAAACUUCUCAUU
Onychostruthus taczanowskii (white-rumped snowfinch) is the source of this 1827-nucleotide messenger RNA. RefSeq names its product solute carrier family 35 member C1 (gene SLC35C1). Lineage: Eukaryota; Metazoa; Chordata; Aves; Passeriformes; Passeridae. The record is from RefSeq and is a predicted model, not a curated record. Gene Ontology annotation, cellular component: Golgi apparatus. Gene Ontology annotation, biological process: GDP-fucose import into Golgi lumen; protein O-linked glycosylation via fucose. The transcript has 2 exons. The coding region runs from base 33 to 1133 and encodes 366 amino acids. Gene Ontology annotation, molecular function: antiporter activity.